Durusdinium trenchii is the source of this 1827-nucleotide messenger RNA. Lineage: Eukaryota; Dinophyceae; Suessiales; Symbiodiniaceae. The record is from the annotation of a GenBank genome assembly.
AUGUCGAAGGGACGUGGUCAAUGUGCGGCCAAGGGUAAGAGCUAUGAGAAGGGCCGAACCUCUGGAAAAGGUCCACCUCUUGAUGACUAUUUCGAGUUGAAAUCCAGCAAGGUCACGCUUGGAGAAGAAAGCAGAGAUGAGAUCUUGGCACUGAUUGCCCAAUUCCGACAAGGCCCAAAGCCAAAGAAGGAAGUUAAGUCAGAUGGUCAAGGCGAAAAGGAGGAUGAGAGGGGUGAGAGCUCCGAAGAGAUGGAGGAGGAUCCGUUGAUGUCGAAUCGCGAAAAGCGAAAGCAGCAGAUCCGCCUCAAGAAGAAUCUCAUGAAACAGCUUCUUGAGGAAGACAAGCGGGAGGCCUGCGACGCCAAAAGGAAGACCACGGUGAACUCAAAGCCGGACUCCUCGCAUGUCCAGGUGCGUGUUUUCUAUCGAGAUGAAAGGAAGCCAAGUGACAAAAAGAAAGGGCCUGAGCUAAUCCGGAGAGGUGCUGCAGAUGCAGUGGAGGUGCCAACGACCGCUGAGCUUUGCUUUGCGCCAUGCCAGGGGCUUGUGGAGCUUGCCAAAAAGAAACUGCAGAUCAAUGGGAAGAAAAAACUGUGGGCCUACAAGCAAGGCGAAAUGCAGACCCCACUAGAGAAGACUGCAGAUUUGGCUGACAACUCGGUCUUGGUCAUUUCGAUGAGGGAGAUCACGUCUUCAGACGUUCCCGAGGAGGUCACGGAAAAGGAGCCAAGUGCGAGCCAAGGGCCGGAAACGACGGGAGAGAAGCCUUUGGAGACAGCUCCAUCCAUGCCAAACCUAGAGGCAGUGAGAGCUGCGUAUGCACAAAGGGCGGUCUCUGCAGCCCCGCCUUUGACGAAAGCAGAGCGGCAAUCGAUCAGCGAAGAAUUGCUGAAAUCUUGGGAGGCUUAUGAGGAGCGCGGCGAUUUGCUGCGAUCUCGCUCCAAUUUGCCAGCUGCAGAGGUGCGAGCUCCGUUCUUGGAAGCUUUGGCUGCGCAACAAGUGGUCGUUGUGGCUGGAGAGACAGGCUCUGGCAAGACCACCCAAUGCCCUAACUUCAUUUUGGAGGCAGCAUCUGCAACAGGAAGAGGUGGGGACGUGUCAAUUAUUUGCACCCAGCCGCGGCGUAUUGCAGCGGUCGGUGUGGCCACACGAGUGGCAGAAGAACGAGGUGAGACAGUGGGUGGUCAUGUUGGUUAUGCCGUCAGAUUGGAUUCUAGAUCUACCAGGUAUACCCGGCUACUCUUCUGCACCACGGGAGUGUUGCUGAAUCGCUUGAACGCAUCACCGGACUUGGAAGGGGUCACUCACAUUGUGCUCGACGAAGUCCAUGAAAGGAGCCUUCACACUGACUUUUUGUUGACAAUCCUUCGUGAGCUCCUCUAUCGGCGACCUGAUCUGAAGCUCGUGCUGAUGUCAGCAACGAUGCAACAGAGCAUAUUUUCCGAUUACUUUGGCGGCCUGGUGGACGGGGAUGAACCCCGCGUGCCCGUGAUCAACGUAUGCGGCAGAACUUAUCCGGUGACUGUGCGCUAUGAAGGCCAAGCGCAGGCUGCGUCCAAAGGGAGUCCCAUCGGUCCAGUUCGUGCUGAAACUGUUGAUGUGGAGGACUUGGACGCAGAGUUUGAGGCGGAGGUGAAGCGACAAUAUGGCAGGGGUGCUAAGGAGAUUCGAAUUUCACCAGCCGUGCAGAGCAGUGCCGAUCUUCGACAAAUUGCAAACCUUUGUGCUGCCAUCCUUACCGGCAAGUAUGAGCCAGAUGAAGAUGGGCAGGAAGAAAGAGGUGGAGCAGGAGGUGCCAUCCUGGUUUUUUCUGCCUGGUCAUGCUGA